UUGGCGCCCGGAUGGAGCGCGAGCAGUUGGUUCGGAAGGUGUCGGCGCUGCAGGCCUGCAUACGCGGCUUCUUGGUCCGACGCCAGUUCCAGAGUCUGCGAGCUGAAUACGAGGCUAUUGUACGAGAGAUCGAGGGUGAUCUGGGCACACUUCAGUGGACUGAGGGUUGGAUUCCCAGACCCCGAUUUCCCUCACAGGUAACAUCCCACUGGACCUGGCAAGCUAGAGAGAAGUUACCAAAUCCAGAGCAGAAACAAUGGAGUCACUUCCUGUGUGAAAAGCCUGAGAAAGAGACUGCCCCAGAGAAGGUGAGGAAGUCAGGAGAGGGUGCAACAAACUCAACAGGUCUUCUCUGCAGAGAUGACAACUCCUGGCUUCAGGAUGAGCAGAGCAGAAAAAUCAGGAUUCCUUCAAGGAUGGAGAACCCAGAAGCUGCAGAUCCAAGACUGCCCCAAAGGCAGACUCAGCUACAGGAGCUCCAGUAUCACUGCAGUCACCUGGCCAUGGAGCUGCUGUGGCUACAACAGGCCAUCAACAGUCGUAAGGAGUACUUACUUCUCAAACAAACACUGAGAUCCCCAGAAGCAGGACAGGCCUCUGAGAAAGCCAGGUCACAACCAAGUCCACCCCUGGAAGACCAGUUCUUCAGAGACAGCACCAUUGGGAAGCCAGACCAUGCCGACAACUCUUGCUGGAGACUCAACUCACAACCCCAUGAGUCCCCAGAAAGACUUGCUACUACAGGCAGGACCACUACUGGGACCAAGCACAGAGACCUGCGCCACAAGAGGUAGCCCAUGCUACCAGAAAACCCGGCCACAGAGAACAAGCUCACAAAAGAGCCAGAGGGUGGGAAACAUCUUGGAGUUGCUUGCAACUGACAGAACAACUGGAGGACCAGAUCUCCAAAGGCUUCUGUCCUGAGAGGUCAGGAAAAAGCCACCUGUACUCCAUGAGGACCCAGAUGUUAAGGAGAAAACUCCCUGGGGGGCCAAGCCACAAAGAGCCCAAUUGCCAAGGGGUGAGGCCAAGGGAAUUAGGCUUCUCAGAGGCCCAUGUCAUCUGGAAUGGGACCUUGGCAGGGCCAGAGCAUGGUCAUCUGGGUUGCUGGAGGACCAAGCCACCCAAGGGCCAGCCCCCUGGCGGUAUAAGUUCCGAAGGUAGAAGCUCCAGUGAGCCUAGCCGUGAGUGUGGGAAAACCAGAGGAUUGUGCCAUGGCCCCCAGAAUCCGUCUUCAACAGGGUCAGACCCCACAGGCGAGGGCCACUGGAGCAGCAGGCUGUGGAAACAGGAGAGCCGGGGAGGUGCUGUGAAAGGGCAGGGAGUGGAGAGCCUGGGGGAGAAUAAAGGUUUGU
This is a messenger RNA of Condylura cristata (star-nosed mole), 1355 nucleotides long. It is a transcript of the gene IQCC, whose product is annotated as IQ motif containing C. The transcript is spliced from 5 exons. Bases 12 to 794 code for a protein of 260 amino acids. The record is from RefSeq and is a predicted model, not a curated record. Lineage: Eukaryota; Metazoa; Chordata; Mammalia; Eulipotyphla; Talpidae. Gene Ontology annotation, molecular function: protein binding.